CUCCAGCCUAGCUCCAGAGCCGCGAGCAAGCCAGCCCUCCAUAAACACCACUUCCACCAACUAAACAACACCAUCAACACUUAAAAAAUGGCGCCAGCCGAUUCAGCACGCAUAGUUGAGGCACAGAAGUUGACCAAAACAAACCCAACCAAAGCCGAAUCACAGUACAAGGAACUCAUCUCGAAACCUCCUUCAGUCACCUCAGAUGCUGCUGUGCGAGAGUAUGAGACUGCGCUGGUGAGCUUGGGAGAAUUAUAUCGGGACCAGAAGUAGGAACUCUUCAGAGCGCAAAUUUAUUGGCUAUUUUCUGACGAUACUAGGCGUGCAAAUGAUUUAGUAGAAUUGAUCACGAAGAGUCGGACGGUAUUAUCAUCCUUUGCGAAAGCAAAGACCGCCAAACUUGGUAUGUUGUAACACCCAUGAUAUUGCCAUUGGUGGUUCAAUGGGAUUUGAAGAAACACAUACUGAUAGUUUCCACUCUGUAUAGUCCGACAACUCCUAGAUCUCUUCAACCUUAUCCCUAACACCACCGAUAUCCAAAUCUCCGUCACGAAAUCAUGCAUCGAAUGGGCAACUUCAGAGCGUCGUGGUUUCCUACGACAAAACCUCGAGACCCGUCUCGUUGGUCUCUACAUGAUCAAGCAAUCUUACUACGAAGCCUUGACCCUCAUCAACAGCCUUCUCAAGGAGCUUAAGCGUCUGGACGACAAACUUGUCCUCGUGGAAGUACAACUUCUCGAAUCCCGCGUCUACCAUGCCUUGGGAAAUGUGCCAAAGGGUCGAUCGGCACUCACCAGUGCUCGCACAAGCGCAGCAUCUGUUUAUACACCACCUCUACUACAAGCUGGUUUGGACAUGCAAUCGGGGAAGCUUCAUGCAGAGGACAAGGACUUCAGUACUGCGUUUUCCUAUUUCAUCGAAGCUCUGGAUGGAUACCACACGCAGGACGAGCCAGAAAAGGCAACCGCUGCGCUACAGUACAUGUUACUUUGCAAGGUUAUGCUCAACUUAUCCGACGAUGUCAACCAACUUAUGACUUCCAAGCAAGCCCUCAAAUAUGCCGGCAAAAACCUGGAAGCCAUGAAGGCUGUCGCACGCGCACAUUCCAACCGCUCUUUGGAGGAGUAUGAGAAAGCAUUAGGUGAUUACCGCCAUGAACUCGGUAGCGACCCAUUUAUCCGAAAUCAUCUUCGGCGUCUUUACGAUGCCAUGUUGGAACAAAAUCUCAUUAAAGUCAUAGAGCCCUUUUCACGUGUAGAAAUCGACCACAUUGCCAAGAUGGUUGGUCUCGACACAGUCCAAGUUGAGCGCAAACUUUCGCAGAUGAUCCUCGAUAAAGUAAUUAUUGGUGUUCUGGACCAAGGGGCUGGAUGCUUGAUAAUCUUCGAUGAGACGGAAAGAGAUGUGGGAUACGAUGCUGCGUUGGCAACGAUUGAGAAGCUGAGCAGUGUGGUGGAUGUGUUGUACACGAACCAGGCUUCUAUGCUUGAGUAGUGACGACGAGGAAAGGGUUAGAGGGUUGCUGGCAUAAAACAACUGUACCAUAGAGGCGCUUACAGUGGAGGAAAGGAAAGAAAUCAUGAAAUUCAAACUGGAAUCUAUCUCAUGAAAUUUCAGUGAGAAUAAUACAUACAUACCUAAUGUACCUCAGAGAUC
Molecule: messenger RNA, 1656 nt
Organism: Hymenoscyphus albidus
Lineage: Eukaryota; Fungi; Ascomycota; Leotiomycetes; Helotiales; Helotiaceae
Source: the annotation of a GenBank genome assembly